Meloidogyne enterolobii is the source of this 2127-nucleotide messenger RNA. NCBI's taxonomy places the organism in Eukaryota, Metazoa, Nematoda, Chromadorea, Rhabditida, Meloidogynidae. The record is from the annotation of a GenBank genome assembly.
CAAAAAAAAUUUUAAUUCGAUCACUCCUGACUUUUGCUAAAUUUGCGCUUUUUUUUGGAGUUUUUUAUUUUGUGUUUUGUUUUUUUAAAUUUUCGCAUUUUUUCUUUUUGUGUUAUUCAUUUUGAAAUCAGUUUCGGCAAAUCUCUGUUGGAUAUAUUCCAACCAGUGCCCUUCUCUCUUCACUGUAAUCGAGUUGACUUUUAUUAAUUUACUGUCAGUUAAAUUUUUAAAUUUUCGACUUUAAUUGUUUAACGUUUAAAUACGGUAUUUCUUCUAAUAGUACGACAGGAAUGUUUAUUUUUCAACCUACCUCUAGAGGCUCAGUUUAUUAGAAGAGUAUGGUCUAAUAGAAAGAGUCGCACUAUUAGAAGAAAUACGGUAUAUUUUUUGUUUUUUUAACAAUUUUUUAAAAUACUUAUCAAUGUUACCCAGCCAAUCCUUAAUUUUAAACGGACCUUUUUCAUUAAAAAUGUCUAACUACACAAUUAAUUUAAUUUCUAAAUUGGGUUCUUCAAGAUCAAUCAGAAAAAUCUCUUUAUUCUUUUUAUUUAUUCAUCCCCAUUCAGCCGACCAAUUUCUCCCUUCAUCCAAAAAGCAGAGGUCAUUUUUUGCUUCUCGUGUUCUCAAUCUUUUUUUAAAGAUCUUGUCAAUUUUUAACGACCGGCUUCAACAAAAAAAUCCUUCGCUUUUUAUUUACACUAAAAUCUUUUUUAAAAGCUUUUGGUAUUCGCCAGCUUCUCCCCCCCCCCUUCCCCAUUAAUUUUGGAUUGCUCUCGGCGACGUUUUUUCUACUUAAAUCUUUACUGAUUUUUUUGUGCUCAACAACAACGAUGGCGGCGUUGACACUAAUCCUUUACCCUCGGUUGUCCAUCACUUUGGCGAUUCACAAAAAAAUUUUUCUUUGCACUGUCAAAAAUAUCCUAACAUUAGGGGGAUAUUUGUACUAUUUUUUAAUGCCCUCAUUAACAAAAAUAAAAUUUUUUUGUUUCUAUUUAUAUCCAAAAAUAUCGUGUCUUUAUCCUGCUCUUGGUUUUCAUCGAAUAACUUUGGCGCUUUUAAGGGCUACUUUACGGAUCAAGUUGUGGAUGGGAUAUAGGCUUUGAUUAAUGGGAGAUUAUUUGCUCCUAGUACUUUCUAUCCUGAGAUAGGCCAGAAUAACGUAUUACUCGUAAUAGAAUGCCCUAUCCUACCACUGAAUGCCCCCUCUAGCUGAAUACCCCUUUGGAAUACAAUCGGAAACUAGAAUCUUUGAGCAUUCUAUUAGAAGUAAUACGGUAGCCUCUAUUCAAUUAACUCAAAGAUAUUACUACCUUCACUAUUUUAUACUGGGACUGGACCUAGAUGAAUCCCGAACAAAAAUCUUGGUUAUCGAGAUCGAGAUUUUUCUACAUAUUUAUCUAUUUCGAUUCUCGUUCGACCCCUUCGGACAACUCUACUUUAUACUAAUGCAAUUAGGUAGUUUUUUAUAACUCUUCUCUUCGUUAAAUGUUAAAUGUUUCGUUAAAUGUUAAAUUCUUUUAAAUACAUUCUGUUUAUGGUUUAUUUUUAUUUGCACAAAUCCUCUUAUUUUUUUGUACAAAAUGCUUUUAAGCUUUCAUUUGCUAAAUUUGCGCAAGCUUUAAAAGCAUUAAAUUUUGGAUCUGUAAUAUAUAUUUUUGCAAAAAUCUGUUUUUAUUUAGUUUUUUUAUUGCUUAUUUUGUUAUUAAGAUUUUAAGUCUACAUUACUGUAUCAAAAGAUUAGCCUAGAAGUGUAUACAAGGGUUGGAGAUUCCUGGGAAUCUUUAGGUAUCCGAAGCUGGCAUGCACAAAAUUUUCGUUAGUUUUUUUUUCGUUUGGUCGCGUUUCGUCACACUACAUUUUGGAAUUUCGUGCGUAUCUGAUUCUAUCUGAAACCGAUGGCCGGACCUAAUAUUUCGGAUAUUCGGUUUUUUAAGUUCCGGAUGUUCGGAACUUAAAACUUUAUUGUAUCAGGGAUUUGCUGUUUUGCGUGUUUCAUUUUUUGCUUUUUGCAUACUAGAGAGCGAGCUGGAUCUGGAUCCAGACGUUUAUUUUUCCUGGAUCCGGAGUUAUUUUUCAAAGUUUCUUGAGUUUUCCUUGUCUCAAGGCAAGAUUAAUUUUUGCAUUUUU